Malus domestica (apple) is the source of this 568-nucleotide messenger RNA. RefSeq lists its product as uncharacterized. Lineage: Eukaryota; Viridiplantae; Streptophyta; Magnoliopsida; Rosales; Rosaceae. The record is from RefSeq and is a predicted model, not a curated record.
CAAACCAGUCGUCUUUACCUGUUUCUCUAACACAGAACGGAAGAGAGAGAGAGAGUUUGUAAGACGAAGGAGAGAAAUGGGUGGAGAAGAAAUAGCGGGCCCACCAGCUCCGAAGGUCCUCCGUCUCCUCUAUUUCGUCGGCGCCGGCUUUAUUUGCACGGUUGGAAUCAACAAGUGGCGCGAGAUGCAGCGCAAGUCCAUGGCUUUACAGCAACACCAGCAGCAGCAGCAGCUCCCCGAAAAUGCCUCAAAUGCCCUUGAGUGAUCUCAGGUUUUUGGUUUCUGAAAUUCUUGAUGAAUGUGUGUAAAACAAUAACAAUUUGAGUAAUCUGAUUUGAAAUUUUGCAUUAAUAUGGAAUCUUGCUGUUUUUUGAGCUGGAUUUUCGAAUUUCGCCGCGGAUUGUGGCAAAUUAGUCUGAGAUUUUAGGUUUAUAUGUGCCCUCCAGAUGAACUCUGGUUAGAAUGAUCGAGCUUUAAUAGCUUGUUUGUUGAAUUUUAUGGCCGAAUAGUGGACGAAUUUGUAUCUUUCCAUGUAUAAAAUACUGAAUAUGAAUAAUUCUCGGCAUAA